GCCUACUUCGCUAUAUCCACGCCCACGUAGCUGUAGCCCCGCCCUAUUCCGUCCUAGACCCCGCCCCUGCGCGUCCUUCCCUCUUCAUCGCCACCGCCACCACCACCACGUGUUCCCCCGUGCCCGUUUGCAAGGCAGCCCCAGCCGCAGCCGUAGCAACAUCAGCAGCCAGGCCGCCAAUGCUGCUCUCGUCCCUGCGCGCACUGGGGCCCUCGCUCGUGCGGGGCCUCGGGCGAGCCACCCCGAGGACAGGAGGUGGCCAGCCGCUGGGCUGGCAUUGGAGGGGCUCUCCUGCAUGGAGCCACCAGUGCACACAGUGGGUCCCAGCUUCAGGACCCAUUCCUGCGAGACUCACACACUCCUCCACCAAGAUGCCGACCAGCUCGGAGGCCACGAGCAGCUCUGCGGUGCGGGAGGAGCCCGAGAGCCUGGGCACCAUCACCAGGGUGAUUGAAGCCAUGGGAUUCACCGGCCCCCUCAAGUACAGCAAGUGGAAAAUAAAGAUCGCCGGUUUACGGAUGUACACGUGCUGCGUUGAGCGGAUCGACUUUGAAGAAUUCUUUGAGAGGUGCAGUCUGCCUGACACUCUGAACUCAUGGUUUUUGGUGACUCAGCUGCAUGUGUGGAUGUGCCUGGUGCGCUUGAAACAGGAGGGCCGGGAGGGAAAGUACAUGUGCAAGUUCGUCGUCUACUCCAUGUGGGAGGAUGUGGAGCAGAGAGGCAAGGUCAUGGGGGUGGACCCCGUGAUGCUCAAGAAGUGCAUGAGAACGAUGACAGAAAACUUCUACGCCGCCAUCUUUGGCUACGAUGAGGGGAUCCUGUCGGACGACACGGUGUUGGCGGCAGCGCUGUGGAGGAACUUGUUGAACCGCGAGGGAGACGACCCUCGCCUGCUGGCCAUGCUGGUGGAGUACGUGCGCAAACAGAUGCAGUACCUGGAUGCCCUCAACGGGGACGACCUCCUCCUAACGGGCGACGUCAAGUGGAGGCCGCUCGUGGAAGAGAACCCACAGAGCAUCCUCAAGGCCGAGGCUCCAGCAUACAACGACGCGGGCCUCUGAGGGCAACCGCUCCAGUACCUCCACCCUUCCAGCAUUCUGACCGGAUUCCACCCCCCACCCUCUUGUUCACCUCGCCUCACACCCCUUGCUUCAUCUCGACUUGUCUGUAUUUAAUCUCUCCACACCCUGUAGCCCUCUCUGUCCUCCACCUUCUCCACUCCUAGUUUAUCCUUCACCUUGCAAUAUCUCCCCCACCUCCCCUCAUGCCCUGUUGUUCACCACCUCCCUUUCCCAUCUGCACCCUUUCCACCAUCUUCUCCCCCUCGCCACACCACCCCUCCAGCACCAAACCCCAUCCUCUCCCCCCUCACACCACUUGCCCUCCACUGCCUCUUGUUCCUCGGUCACCCCCACUGAGUUGAAGCAGGCACAACUGAAAUAUUGUGUGUGUGUGUUUGUAUGUAUGUCUUUGUGUGUGUAAGUUUAAGUGUAUGUUGGUUUGUGUUUAGCUGUGCAAGAAUGGAGAGUCGUGGUGCAUCGUGUAGCGCCACGGUACUACAAUCACAGCAAAACCUGGGUUCGAUUCCCGGCCACGUUGCACAACUCUGGUGGCGCAUGGUGAUGCAACUUGUCCAGAGCCCUAACCUCUAGGUUGACUCAGCCUGAAAUAGCUACCUAUUACAGUGUGUGAACAUCAGACAGACGUAGCUGGGUGUGGUGCUGGCCACGCCACCCCAUUCGUGUGCAUGUCAUCCUGUGUAGACUUGUACCAAGAGCACCUGCGAUUAACGUGGCUAACUGGGGGAUUAUUGUGUCAUAUGUUAGUAGUGUUAGGCAAUAACGCAUUGCUGGAAGCAGCUAACCAACAGUGGGUACCAGUCAUCCCAUAUAUUCCUUUGUCAGUGUAUGAUCAGAUUAUCUUCACUUGGCAUGUACCGGUUGGUAACUUUUUACGAUCAUGUCAAUAUAUUAAAAACACUGAUUGUUUCUAAAAUAAACUAGAGAGAGGAAAGUGGUAUCGGCAAGUUGGAUCAUUGUGAGGACAGUGGCAGCCAAUACAAACUGAUCAUGGUAUGCAGCCUUCGGUCGUUGCAUAGUGACAUUAUUGUUUAGAUUAAAUCAUCACCAAUAGCGGUGCUGGAUAAAGAACUGUCAUCAUCCUGCUUGCGUUUGCUCUCUAAUCCACCUGCUGCUCUUCAUGUCCCCAUCGGUGUAAUCCCAAGGAUGACAUUUCACUGCUCCAUGCCAGGUGCUUCGGGAGCUGCACCGAGCCAGCUCACUUUCUCCCUUGCUGUAUAUCAAGGGGAAAAGUGAGCUGCCCAAUGCGGAAGCCGCCAAUUUGCUUAAAGUCCACCUCCCCCCACCUCUGUAUAAAUGGGCACACCGCAGGCGAUCGGCUGGUCGUGUGUGGUGGGGUAAAGUGCGGGUACUCUUCAUCAUCGACAUUAUCAACCACAUAAUCUCAUCGAAGAUGUCUGGCCAGUGUGGAAGUGGCUCUUCAAGAUCAAGAUCUCCAUCUAGCCGAGGCCCUUGCGCCAUAAGUGGCGCCAUCAAGCAAUUUCUAUGCUGCGCACCUUUACCUUUCACUCACUGCAUUAUACGUGUUAUUUAUACGCGCAAGGCAGCACAGGAUGAAUGCGUGCGUGUGUAUGUCCGUUGUCGUGUGCUGUAUUUAGGGAAGGAGCAAGCACGGAGCAAAGGUCAGGAUGUCUUUAGAGGGGAUGUCAAAAUGUGUACCGUCAUAACCCCCUGGAUCACUGCACUUUGUUGUAUUGCUGUCAGAUUUGAUGUCGGAAUAUUCCAUGGCUCCGGUCAGGGUUAAUCCAUUGCUGCCAUCAUGGUACUGAGGUGGGGGGCGCGUUGGAGGGGAGCUUAACUCAUCCCUGUCAGGAUUAUUAAAUUGCUGCCACUGGCUUCGGACUGCCAUCGAAGGAUGAGCAUCUUCUCAACCCAUCUACGGAGGAAGACACUUUAACUUUUUUGCACAAUUUUGUGCGAUCACUAAAUAUAACCGUGCUUUUAAUGUUUCACGUAAGCCAAACAUUUAGUAACACCUUGCUUCCUCAAUGCUCUUUAAAAGGCCCGACAUUUUUACACACAAUGUCAUGUGACCCUUUCAGUCACUUAUAUAGACUUAGUGCAAGACUCCUGAUUAAUGCCGGCAUGGGUACUAAUGUCUGGUGGAGUCAACCUCGUGGUGGCCAGGACAAAUUCACACAGCACUUAAACAUGUACACAAAAAAAUACCCUGUUAUAUUUACAUAAGCUGCAGUAAAAAUAUAUUUUAUGAUGUAUGCGUAUAAUUCCCAAUUUUAAUGAGUUGCAGGUGGCCUUAGGUAUGUAAAGGGGUGUAGAAUUGAGAAAUUGGUUGAACUGUCAUAGGCGUACUCAUUUUUGUUGGUUUUAAUUCAUAAAUGCUGUUUUCCUAAUGGUGAACGUUAAACAAGUCAUGACAUAAACACAUAAACCACAUUUUCGCAUUUGGAAGUUAUGUACAAGUCACAUUUAUGUACAAGUUACGUUCAAGUCACUUUCUUGAGAGCGGUCAACUAAACCGCGAACCUCCACAACAAGCAGAGAAUGCUGGCGUCGUGUCGUCUCCCCAAAUAGAGGGGACAUGACCCCAGCUGUCAACGGGACACCAAGUCGAUGGUUCAAAUCCUAGAGUCCAGCAUUUACUCCGGAAUACUUCUGGGGUGGAUAAACAUAAGUACCGCAUUGUGUCGAUGUCCGACCAAAGGAAUGUGGAAAUAUUGUCAUCACUGGUUCAGAGGCGCCAGAUCGGAUUCCUAAAUCCUCGACACCAGACAAUGAUGGGUAUCGCCUGGGUGGUUAAAUACCGGGUGGGCAAAAUGUGCCAAGGAUACAGUAUUCACGUGCUUUUUUUCCCGCAAGAUCCCAACGUAUUCGCGUUUCCUUGUGCACCGACACGGUUUUGACAGCGGUGCGUUGUGUGCGGCGUGUUUCGAGUGUUUUUUUUCGGUUUAUCGGGCGAGCUAGAGCCUAGGCUCUCGAUCGGUCUCUUGUGGUGGUUUCUGAGUGCGCAUGUAUUUUUCGAGAGCCACUGUGAUGCGCGUCGGCGCGCGUUCUUUUGAGGUUUGUACAGCUUUGCAAAAUAAAACUUUUCCCCGGAUGUUU
Molecule: messenger RNA, 4139 nt
Organism: Petromyzon marinus (sea lamprey)
Lineage: Eukaryota; Metazoa; Chordata; Hyperoartia; Petromyzontiformes; Petromyzontidae
Gene: UQCC1
Product: ubiquinol-cytochrome c reductase complex assembly factor 1
Biological process (GO): mitochondrial respiratory chain complex III assembly
Cellular component (GO): mitochondrion
Source: RefSeq, a predicted model, not a curated record